Molecule: messenger RNA, 1035 nt
Organism: Colletotrichum lupini
Lineage: Eukaryota; Fungi; Ascomycota; Sordariomycetes; Glomerellales; Glomerellaceae
Product: phosphoglycerate mutase
Exons: 5
Coding region: 1-1035 (344 amino acids)
Source: RefSeq, a predicted model, not a curated record
AUGUCAUUGGAAGUAAUCUACAUCACCCGCCAUGGAUUGAUGCUGGCCCUGCUGGCUUUGAGCAAGAGACUUCAUUCUGACAACGGCCUUGGCGUUCUUCAGUUCCGGUCCAACUGGCUUGUCGACCCUGCCACGGGAAGCUACACGGCCUCCAUCCCGUCACCGACAGGUAUACCUGCGGAUCCGGAAUUGACUGCCCAUGGCGUCGACCAGGCCAAGGAGCUGGGCGCCCACCUCCUGACCGUUGAGCCUCCAAUCGACGCAGUUUAUUCCAGCCCCUACUAUCGCUGUCUGCAAACUAUCACGCCCUUUGUUACUCUCAACCAGGAAAACCUCAACCGCCUUCGGGAAAAAGACGUUGGCGCUAAAGCCGAUGCUGUCACCAUUCGUCCCGAACACGGCCUCUGCGAAUGGUAUGGCGCCGCUCCAUUCGAGCACCCGACUCCAGCCUCGAAAGACGUCUUGAAGCCAAUGUUCCCUCACAUCGAUGACACGUAUCAAAGCCGCGUCUAUCCCGCCCGCAACGGUGAGACUAUCGCUCAAUUGCACGACCGUGUCGCUGCUGGUGUUCAAGCCAUCAUUGAGCAAUGCGACGCCCAGGGCCACCGUGCAGUUAUUCUGUGCUCCCACGCUGCCUCGAUUAUUGCUCUUGGCCGAGUCCUUACUGGCGAAAUGCCCGAGAGUAUUGAUGCGGAAGAUUUCCGAGCCUUUACCUGCCCAAUCGCAGAUACCAAGUCGUGGAGGAAUGGUCGGGGAGUCGCAGGCGGGUGGAUAUGUGAGCUCAACAGCGAUUGCAGCUUUCUGAGCGGAGGAGAAGAGAGGGGAUGGCGAUUCUCUGGCGACGAGUCCUUUUCCACGGCCGAAAACUCUUCGCAGGCCGACGCUGGAGUGGCGCUCGGCGUGGUGGUGGAAGGAAAAGUGAAACCUGACAAGGUCUCUCCCCACAGAGCUGCAGGAUUCUACAAAGGACAGUUCCUCGACGGGUCGCUCAGAAGGGUCGAAGGCUGCAACAAAGUUCUAGGUCCUCCAGCCUGA